Molecule: messenger RNA, 303 nt
Organism: Pseudozyma flocculosa PF-1
Lineage: Eukaryota; Fungi; Basidiomycota; Ustilaginomycetes; Ustilaginales; Ustilaginaceae
Exons: 1
Coding region: 1-303 (100 amino acids)
Source: RefSeq, a predicted model, not a curated record
AUGCGCACCACCUUCCUCUCUCUUUCCGCGCUCCUCGUCGCCGUGGGUCUGACGGCCGCGGCGCCUCUGUGCUCCGACUCGGUGUGGAGCUACGAUGGCGGGUACAAUACGAUUUCGACGUCGUCCAACGCGCUCCUCGACGCAUCGGGCAUCAAGAUCGGCCUCGACGUGCUCAAGCGCUCGCCCUCGCCGUGCGUGCAGCAGUGGCAGUACAACGGCGGCAACAACGUCGUGUCCAACAAGAGCAACAAGCUGCUCGACCUCUCCGGCCUCGGACUUGGCGUCAAGCUCCUCAAGAAGUAG